UUUACAAUAUGUUUCCCAAUCUAAAUCAAGACUAAUUUGAUUUAUCCAAAUUUUCCGAUGAGCAAAUAAUGGAAUUCAUAAAAAGCAAUCCUGAAGUGCUAAAUUAAUAUUAUUUCAAUAGCUCAAAUAAAAGUAUGACCAAUUUCUUUUCUAAUAAAAGAAAGCCAAUUUGUAAACAAACCAUCUUAAAACUAAACCCUUGACAGAUUCAGAAUAUUUGGUAUAGAAUAUAUUAAUUUUCUUUUUACAGAAGCUCAAAGAUAUUUAAGAAUAUUUAGAUUAAGAAGGUGGUAUGAUGAUUGAACCCACACCACACUUUGUUCUUAAAGCUUUUGAUCAAAGUGGAGAAAAAGUCUUCUUUAAUGUAACUUCACAUUCACUGGUUGAUGCUCCUGAAGAGAAGCAACUUAUUGAUUAUAAUAAUGAAGUUGGAAUUAGAGUUCCUAUGAGUGUUGGAAGUAUCAAGGAAGAUCAUGAUGUAAGUAAUAAUUAUAAUUUUAAUCAAUCUAGAGGGUGAUACUUGUAAAGUCAUUGAUUUAGUCAUUAAUCCAACUGUUGCAACGAAUCUAACUCAAGAUGAGAAUCUGAAAACAUUUUUUUGUUAACUUGUUUAAACCUACGUAGAUUAAAAAUACAAACUCAAGUUGCAGGAUAGUAUAAAUUAACUUCAUACUUUAGAAUUUAUUUCUUUAAAAAUGAAAUACAAAGGCAAAAGUAUUUAGUUUCAAAGAGUUAAAGGAAAAAAACCACCCAAAGUUUAAGUCAUUGAUGAAAAGCCUAAUUAAUCUUAAUCUGCUGCUCAGAAUCAUAAUGACGAAGAAGAUGAGACAGAACAAAGUAAAAUUAGAACUAUAAUAAUAAGUAAGAAAAAGGCAAAGAGAGGAAUUUGAAAAAUAGUCAUUAUCUUCUCAAACAACACCUGUUAUUGCCUAAGAACCUGAAUGGGAAUUAUACUUGAUCUACGACAAUACAGAAUUAGAAUAUGAUGGUGAUUUAGAUUUUAAUGCAAUAAAGUAAUAUAGAUUUCAAAUUCUCACACCACUUUUAAUUACAGGAAAAGCUAUCAAAUUAAAAGUAGAUGAAGAUUAAUUCUCAAUGGUAGCAGGCAAAUUUUAUAAAAUUUCAUUGAAAUUUCCUUCCAAAGUUAAUAAAGCCUCAGUUAAAGCUCUCUUUCUUACAGAAAAGCGUACUUUAUGGAUAUCUGCAGAUGUAAAUUUUGAACUUUUUUAUUUUUAGGUGAAUAAACCAAAUGAAGAAGAGGGAAAUCUAUAAAAAGAGAAUUCUACUAAAGAUUUUCAAAGUCAUUAAUCAUAGUCUAAUAGUAACUAUGAAUUACAAAGUAAUUUAAUAUUUGAUAUUGUUUGA
Molecule: messenger RNA, 1365 nt
Organism: Paramecium sonneborni
Lineage: Eukaryota; Ciliophora; Oligohymenophorea; Peniculida; Parameciidae
Source: the annotation of a GenBank genome assembly